AUGAUAGUUUCCAGUUCCGAUAAUCAAACAAUCUGGUUCUGGAAUAUUGCAAUAAGCGAAUCGCUUCAAAUACUCAAGGGCUAUUCGAAUCUGGUUUGGUUGGUUACCUUUUCGCUGGAUAAUAAAGUGAUAGCUUCUAAUUCUGAUAAUCAAACAAUCCGGUUCUGGGAUAUUGCAACAAGCGAAUCGCUUCAAGUAUUCGAGGGCUAUUCGGCUUCCGGCUCCGACGAUCAAACGAUCCGGCUCUGGGAUAUCGCAACGGUUUUUGAAUGCUACUCGAUAUCAAAUCAUUGGAUAGUUGAAAUAAUAAAUAGAGAAAUGCGAAAUACGAUUUGGCUACCUUCAGACUAUCAGCUAUCUAUUACAUUUUGUUAUAAGGGAAUUAUAGCUCUAGGAGUUCCUUUCAGUUGUAUUUUCAUCUUGAAGCUUGAAUAUGAAAGUUUUAUAUCCUUUAGAUCAAAACAAGCUUUAAUCUAG
Messenger RNA from Botrytis sinoallii, 477 nucleotides. RefSeq lists its product as uncharacterized. Lineage: Eukaryota; Fungi; Ascomycota; Leotiomycetes; Helotiales; Sclerotiniaceae. The transcript is spliced from 3 exons. The record is from RefSeq and is a predicted model, not a curated record. The coding region runs from base 1 to 477 and encodes 158 amino acids. Gene Ontology annotation, molecular function: protein binding.